Molecule: messenger RNA, 839 nt
Organism: Dendrobium catenatum
Lineage: Eukaryota; Viridiplantae; Streptophyta; Magnoliopsida; Asparagales; Orchidaceae
Product: homeobox-leucine zipper protein HOX17-like
Exons: 3
Coding region: 79-783 (234 amino acids)
Biological process (GO): regulation of DNA-templated transcription
Molecular function (GO): DNA-binding transcription factor activity, RNA polymerase II-specific; sequence-specific DNA binding
Source: RefSeq, a predicted model, not a curated record
AUAAAUUCCAAAACACAAACCUCUUUCCCCCACCCUCACACUCCUUCUUUCAUUUGCUUCUGUCUCUAUCUAUUGAACAUGGGCGUCGUCGACGACCCAAGCGAAACCGGUCUACUCCUCCUCCGGCUGGGCCGGACCGGACAGACUGCUUUCACCGCCAACCACCACCGCCUGGUCAGACGAGACUCUUCCGCGAAAUCAAAGCCGUCAGUUUUGAGCUCAUCAGGGCCUUCCCUGACCCUUGGAUUCUCAAACGGCGCUGUAAAGAAGGAGAGCGACGGAGAUGGGAGUGAUGAGGAGGAAGACGGCGGCGGCGGCGGCGAUGGAUCCCGGAAGAAGCUGCGGCUAACUAAGGAGCAGUCAGCUCUUUUGGAAGAUAGGUUCAACGAGCACAGCACGCUUAAUCCGAAGCAGAAGCUAGCGUUAGCGAAGCAACUGAGUCUGAGGCCUCGACAGGUGGAGGUGUGGUUUCAGAACAGGAGAGCAAGAACAAAGCUGAAGCAGACAGAAGUGGACUGCGAGUUUCUCCGGCGAUGUUGCGAGUCUCUGACGGAAGAGAAUCGGAGGCUACACGGAGAGUUACAGGAACUGAGAUCUCUCAAGCUGGCGGCGGCGACGCAGCUGUCCAUGCAGGUACCGCCAGCGACGCUCAUGCUAUGCCCUUCUUGCGAGCGUGUGGCGGUUGUCGGUGAAGCUGACGAUGUAGUCAUGGAGAGAGCUUUUUCUCCGGCGAUGAAAGCUAUGAUGAAGAAGAAGAGUACUCUGUUAUUGAAAUACAGCUAGUCGUUGUUUGCAAUUUGCAUCCAUGAAUAGAUCGACCACAAAAUCUCUUUUUUUUU